This is a messenger RNA of Carassius auratus (goldfish), 2193 nucleotides long. RefSeq names its product metastasis-associated protein MTA3-like. Gene Ontology annotation, molecular function: histone deacetylase binding; chromatin binding; transcription coactivator activity. Gene Ontology annotation, cellular component: nucleoplasm; NuRD complex. NCBI's taxonomy places the organism in Eukaryota, Metazoa, Chordata, Actinopteri, Cypriniformes, Cyprinidae. The record is from RefSeq and is a predicted model, not a curated record. The transcript has 19 exons. Gene Ontology annotation, biological process: negative regulation of transcription by RNA polymerase II. The coding region runs from base 1 to 2127 and encodes 708 amino acids.
AUGGCGGCCAACAUGUACCGGGUCGGAGAUUAUGUCUUCUUUGAGAAUUCUUCAAGCAACCCUUAUCUGAUCAGGCGAAUAGAGGAACUAAAUAAGACUGCAAGCGGCAAUGUGGAGGCAAAGGUGGUCUGUUUCUACAGGAGAAGGGACAUCUCACAGAGCCUCAUCCAGCUGGCUGACAAACACGCAAAGGACCUGGAAGAAGAGAAGGAAAGCCCCUCAGAGCCCGACCUCAGUGAAAAACAGAAACAUCAACUCCGCCACAGAGAGCUUUUCCUUUCCCGCCAGUACGAAUCCCUCCCCGCCACACACAUCAGAGGGAAGUGCAGUGUGGCCCUCCUGAACGAGACAGAAGCUGUGCUCUCCUACCUGGAGAAAGAGGACACAUUUUUUUAUUCAUUGGUGUACGACCCCACACAGAAGACGCUAUUGGCUGACAAGGGGGAGAUUCGUGUUGGUCCACGCUUUCAGGCUGAUGUCCCUGAAAUGCUACAGGAAGGAGAACCUGAUGAAAGAGACCAGUCCAAACUGGAGGUGAAGAUGUGGGACCCAGAGUGUCCGCUGACCAGCAAACAGAUUGACCAGUUUCUUGUGGUGGCUCGAGCGGUUGGUACUUUUGCUCGAGCGUUGGACUGCAGCAGCUCCGUCAGACAGCCCAGCUUACACAUGAGCGCCGCGGCAGCCUCACGAGACAUCACACUGUUCCAUGCCAUGGACACCCUGCACCGGCACGGCUAUGACCUCUCCAGUGCUCUGAGCGUGCUCGUUCCUCAAGGAGGGCCUGUGCUGUGCCGGGAUGAGAUGGAGGAGUGGAGCUCAUCAGAGGCAAACCUGUUUGAGGAAGCGCUGGAGAAGUAUGGCAAAGACUUCAAUGAUAUCCGGCAAGACUUUCUUCCUUGGAAGUCGCUGACCAGCAUCAUUGAGUAUUAUUACAUGUGGAAAACCACAGACAGAUAUGUACAGCAGAAACGACUGAAGGCAGCUGAAGCAGAGAGCAAACUGAAGCAAGUCUACAUCCCUACAUACAACAAACCCAAUCCCAACCAGAUCUCUGUCAGUAACGGCAAAAUGGCUACUGUGAAUGGUGCAGCAGGCACAGGGAGUUUCCACACAGCUGGAGGCGGCCGUGCAUGUGAGAGCUGUUUUGCCGUACAGUCUGCUCAGUGGUACUCGUGGGGUCCUCCUAACAUGCAGUGUCGCCUUUGUGUGUCCUGUUGGAUGUACUGGAAAAAGUAUGGUGGCCUAAAGAUGCCAAGCAGAGCUGAGGGGGAAGAGGAAAAAACGCCUCCAAGCCCUGCACCCAGUGAGUUGCGUUCUCGUGGACAUGGCACCCGUCAGUCUUCCCACAUGGUUCCGAUAAGGAACAGCGGCAGCCCCAAAUCCUCCAUGAAGACAAAGCAGGCAUUCCUCCUGCAGGCCACGCGCCUCACCAAGCUGGCGCGUCACAUGUGCCGUGAUCUCAUCAGGCUGCGCCGGGCCGCGCGCCGCCCCUUUGUGCCCAUUAACUGUGGUGCCAUAAAGGCGGAGUAUAUGAUCCGGGUGUCAGAGGGCAUGACAGGGCGACCUAUGAAGCCCAAAUCUUCCCCGAGGAGCACCCUGACCAGCGUCUUGCAGUAUCUCGAGACUCGUCCAGCAACUCAUGUUCAACGGCCUCAUCGCACCCCUGGCCUACAGGUGCAGCCCCCCCGGCGCCUACUUUCCUCUCUUCCCAGCCAUGGCCCACAUGGCAUGUUGGGAAAACGGAGCUACCAUCACCACAGCAGGGUUGAAUCUGCUGAGAGGAGAGCCAGUGCUCCAGGACAAGAAAAUCCAGCCCAUAUUGUGGGACCCAUUCUGCAGCAUAAUGGAAGCAGCACCGGUGCCUCCAACGUUCGUGGCAGUGGCCUGAUGCUCCGCAAGAGACGACCCAACUGGAUCGAUGCUCCUGAUGACAGCUUCUUUCUGGUUUCCCGAGAGACGAGGAAGGCCAGAAGGCUGCUCUCCCGUUCACAGUUAAGAAGAGCAUGCAGACAACCAUGUGAGCAGAUCAGCCUGCGCAGGGUCCCCCAGGGGCCAGCGCAGGUACCUGUCCUGGCGCCCCCUCACCCCAGUUUACGGAUGCGAGGCCCAAUCGUCAUCCACGACUGACCCUCGCCUGCAUUGUUCCCUCAGCCUGUUCUGUCAUUCGCUGCCUAACUCUGCACAGCACAGGCC